UGUGGGAACAAAUUUUAAACAUAAUCGAGCUCGUUUGGCAUUUCCUUGUUUUGAUGAGCCAAGUUUUAAAGCAUUUUUUAAAAUUUCUAUAAAACAUUCAAAUGAUUAUUUUGUGACGUCAAAUAACCAACGAGAAGGAUACAACUACGAAGAAUGGGAUCCAAAUUUAUGGUCCAUAUUCAAUAAAACGUCAAAAAUAUCAACAGAAGCAGUUGCAUUUGCUGUUUUGAAAAAUUUUAUUCUUACAGAAAAUGAAUGUAAUCAAUCAGUUGUAUGGUCGACGAAUAAAGAAAAUCCAUAUGUAAAAUAUAGCCAUUAUUUUAAUAAUAAAAUCAUCAAAAUAUUUGAAAAAUAUACUAAUAUGACGUUAAAAGACAUUAGGUUGAAAAAUAUUCAGAAUAUUAUUAUUCCAUCAUAUAUAAAAAAAAACGAAAUUAUUGAAAAUUUUGGUUUAUCUAUAAUGUGGAAAAACAGUGAUCAUGAUGAAUCAAAUGUACGAGUACGCAAUAAGGUAGAAAUGGCAAUGAUUAUUACGCAUGCAAUAUGCAAAAAUUGGUUUGGUUAUUAUAUCUCUCCAAAGUGGUUAAACAGUACAUGGAUUACCGAUGGAUUGACGAAUUAUUAUCAGUAUUACAUCAUAGAUAAGGCAGAAACAAAGUGGCGACUAAUGGAUUUAUUUGUAGUUGAAAAUAUUCAAAAAAUUGCUUUUGUUAAAGACAGCCUCAAUUCUUCAAUUCCAAUAAAUUAUAACAUUCCAAAAUUAGGCAAAGAUUCAACGAAACUGUUUGAAAUAAUUGCUAAUAAAGCAGGUGCAAUUAUUCGAAUGAUUAGCCACAUAACUGGAGAUAAUAAAUUUAAAAAAAAUAUAAAAAAUUAUAUUAAAAAAAUGUCAUUUCGUGCAUCAACUUCAAAUGAUUUGUUCGAGGAAUUAUCAGUUUGUCCAAAGAGUAAAUGUCGAUUAAAUCGAGUUAUGUUAAUUGAGGUUUUUCAUAACUGGGCUAACACACCAGGUUUUCCACUCAUCACUGUGACAAGAGAUUACAAAAAUAACAAAGCACUUAUAUACCAAGAGCCCUACAGAAUUGAUGUGAAUACAAAUCGUAAGAAUAAAUAUUGGGUGCCUAUUAAUUAUGCCCAAAGAAAAGAUGAUUUUAUCAACACAACAGUAACACACUGGUUAAGUCCUGAUUAUAUAUCUCUUACUAUCUCUGAUGUUGACAAAAAUAAAUGGGCAAUAUUUAAUAAACAACAAUUUGGAUACUAUCGUGUUAAUUACGAUAAUCAAAAUUGGCAAAUGAUUAUUAAAGUAUUGAAAUCUAAUCAGUAUCAAGAUAUUCAUGUACUCAAUAGAGCGCAAUUGAUUGAUGAUGCAUUCAAUCUUGCAGCAACAUCAAGACUCAAUUAUUCAAUUGCUCUUGAUGUUGCGUCGUAUCUUCAUCAAGAGAAAGAUCUAAUACCCUGGAUACCAGCUUUUACAGGACUAUUAGAAAUUCAUAAGAUACUUGUUAAUACAAAGUAUCAUGAAAACUAUAAAAAUUUUACUUUUAAUCUCAUAAAAAAUAUGAUGGACUCGAUUGGAUACGACUCAUUACCUAAUGAUGAUUAUUUGACAGAGAAAUUUCAAAGUUUAAUGAUUUCUUUUGCAUGCCAAAUGGGAUUUAAUGACUGUCAUGAAGAAGCACCAAUAAGACUCGAAAGAUGGCUUAAUAAUUCAACUAUAUAUCCACGACCUGAGGACCAACUUCUUUGUGUUGGCAUAAGUUAUGCUGAUGAAGACACAAGACAGAGAAUAUUCAAUAAAAGCAAGGAAAUGAUGCAUGGUCAAAAUUUAGUAAACACACUUUUACGAUGCAGAAACAAAAAUAUAUCAUCAAAUUCCCUAAACAAGUUAUUUCAAAGACCUCUAGCACAAUCUAGCCUUCAACAAAUUUUGCUUAUUGUAUCAGAUGAAUAUGUAGACAUUAACAUUGUCAUUGAUAAUUUGAUUCACAAAUUUGAAAAAAUUAAAUGCACAUUUCUCACUACAAGUUUAAAACUCAUACUCGAUGAUAUUUUCAAGAACAUUGUAAAAAAAAUGAGUACUCAAGAACAAAUAUUAAAGUUGAAAAGCCUGAGUGAACUAUGUCUUAAGGGUAUAUUGAUGGAAACUAUUAUAAAUGCCGAAAAAAAAUUGAAUUUCAUAGACAAAAUAGGAAAUAAAUUUUCUAAUGAAGAAAAAAAUUUUUUUGAUGCUAUUGCAAGUAUUGAAGUUAAAGUUCAUCACCCAGUAAAUAUAAUAACAUUGCAUGCUUCAUCAAAUUUAUUAAUAAAUCAAGUUACAUUAGAAAAUGAAACUAAAAUAGUAAUUUGGCCAUUAAUUUGUAUCAAUGAAGACGAGACAGAUUUUUUAAUAAUUCAAUUUGAAGAUAAUUUAAAAGCUGGUGAAAAAUACAGAUUAACAUUUUAUUAUAAAGCUCAAUUGAAUGAUAAUUUUGAAGGUAUUUUUAGAUCUUUUUAUCUCACUGAAAAUGCAGAAAAAAUAUGGUUUGUGGGAACAAAUUUUAAACACAAUCAAGCUCGUUUGGCAUUUCCUUGUUUUGAUGAGCCAAGUUUUAAAACAUCUUUUAAAAUUUCUAUAAAGCAUGCAAAUGAUUAUUUUGUCACGUCAAAUAGCCAACUAGUAGGACACAGCUAUGAAAAAGAAAAUCGUCAUGUAAAAUGGUCUAUAUUUGAAAAAAAAUCAAACAUAUCAACUCAUGCAGUUGCAUUUGUCGUAUCAAGAAUAGGAAAUUAUUCACAUGAUACACACAAUUUAUCAAUUAUGGAAGAAAAAUGGCGAUUGAUGGAUUUAUUUGUCGUUGAGAGUAUCCAAAAAAUUGCAUUUGUAAGGGACAGCUUCAGCUCGUUAGUUGCAAUGAAUUAUAAUUUAUCAAAUUCAAACAAGAACUCAGUGAAAAUGUUUGACACGGUUGCCAAUAAAGCAGGAGCAAUUAUUCGAACAAUUACUCACGUAACUGGGCAUAAUAUUUUCAGAAAUAAUAUAAAAAAUUAUAUUAAAAAAAUGUCAUUUCAUGCAUCAACUUCGAAUAAUUUAUUCCAAGAGCUAUCAGUAUGUCCAAAGAAUAAAUGUCUAUUGAAUCAAGCUGAGUUGAUUGAGGUUUUUAAUAACUGGGCUAACACACCAGGUUUUCCACUCAUCACUGUGACAAGAGAUUACAAAAAUAACAAAGCACUUAUAUACCAAGAGCCCUACACAAUUAAUGUGAAUACAAAUCGUAAGAAUAAAUAUUGGGUGCCUAUUAAUUAUGCCCAAAGAAAAGAUGAUUUUAUCAAUACAACAGUAACACACUGGUUGAGUCCUAAUUAUAAAUCUCUUACUAUCUCUGAUGUUGACAAAAAUAAAUGGGCAAUAUUUAACAUACAACAAUUUGGAUACUAUCGUGUUAAUUACGAUAAUCAAAAUUGGCAUAUGAUUAUUAAAGUAUUGAAAUCCAAUCAGUAUCAAGAUAUUCAUGUACUCAAUAGAGCGCAAUUGAUUGAUGAUGCAUUCAAUCUUGCAGCAACAUCAAGACUCAAUUAUUCAAUUGCUCUUGAUGUUGCCUCGUAUCUUCAUCAAGAAAAAGAUCUAAUACCUUGGAUACCAGCUUUUACAGGACUAUUAGAAAUUCAUAAGAUACUUGUUAAUACAAAGUAUCAUGAAAACUAUAAAAAUCUUAUCAAUAUAUUUAGACGACCUGAGGACCAACUUCUUUGUGUUGGCAUAAGUUAUGCUGAUGAAGACACAAGACAGAGAAUAUUCAAUAAAAGCAAGGAAAUGAUAUAUGGUCAAAAUUUAGUUGAUACACUUUUAAGAUGCACCAGUAAAAUUAUUUUAUCAAAUUUAAUAAACGAGUUAUUUCAAAGACCUCUAACACUAUCUAGCUUUCAACAAAUCUUGCUUAUUGUAUCAGAUGAAUAUGUAGACAUUAACAUUGUCAUUGAUAAUUUGAUCGACAAAUUUACAAAAAUUAAAUGCACACUUCUCACCACAAGUUUAAAACUCAUACUCGAUGAUCUUUUCAAGAACAUUGUAGAAAAAAUAAGUACUCAAGAACAAAUAUCAAAGUUGAAAACUUUGGGUGAACUUAUAGGUAUAUCGUUGGAAGCUAUAAUAAUUGCCGAAAAAAAAUUGGAGUUUAUAGAAAAAAUAGGGAGUAAAGUUGAGAAUUUUAUCAACUCUCAUUGA
Messenger RNA from Aphidius gifuensis, 4204 nucleotides. Its product is annotated as endoplasmic reticulum aminopeptidase 2-like. The record is from RefSeq and is a predicted model, not a curated record. Bases 362 to 4204 code for a protein of 1280 amino acids. Lineage: Eukaryota; Metazoa; Arthropoda; Insecta; Hymenoptera; Braconidae. Gene Ontology annotation, molecular function: metalloaminopeptidase activity; zinc ion binding; peptide binding. Gene Ontology annotation, biological process: peptide catabolic process; proteolysis. Gene Ontology annotation, cellular component: cytoplasm. The transcript is spliced from 17 exons.